UGGAUGCCCCGCCCACACAAUUAUUUUGAAGUCUUGGCACUAGCGAUUUGGUGAGUCGAGGCAGCGCUUGCCCCAACACACAACCUACGGCGCCCGCCACCUAUACCCCUCGACCCUCCGGCAAUCUCUACUCUCGAGUACAGCAGCCAUGUCGCGCUUUUUCGCCGCCAGCGACAGCUCCUCGGAAGAGUCCAGCGAGGAGGAGCUCUACUCCAACGAUGAGGCUUCUGAACAGGAAGGCUCCGACGUCGACUCCGACGACGACUCUGACGACUCCGACUCCUCCUCUGGAUCUGAGACCGGUGCCGCCCGUUUCUUGAAGGAUGUCGACAGCGAGAGCGAGAGCGACGACGAGGACGCGAGCAAGGUGCUCAAGAGCGCCAAGGACAAGCGUUUCGACGAGCUCGAAGCCGUUGUCAGGCAGAUCGAGAACGCGCAGAGGAUCAACGAUUGGGCUGUCAUCUCAGACCAGUUCGACAAGCUGAACCGCCUGGUGCCCACGCUUAUCAAGCAGAAUGAUGGCAAGGUUCCCAAGAUGUACAUCCAGGCCAUCGCCGACCUUGAGACCGCCGUCCUCGAAGCCCACGAGAAGCAGAAGGUCACCCCCAAGAAGAUGACCGCCCCCAACCAGCGUGGUUUCAACGCUAUUCGUCAGAAGGUCAAGAAGCACAACCGCGACUACCAGAGGGACAUCGAUCUGUACAGGGAGAACAAAGAGGAGUUCAUGAAGGAGGAGGAGAUCGUCGAGCAGGCACCCAAGGAGAAGAAGAAGAAGGACAAGACCAGGAUUGCCCAGCUCGGCACCGAGACAGUUAUUGAUGCUGGCGACGAUGGUUUCGUUACCGUUGGAGCCGGCGGCAAGGCCGUCUUGUACACCGCAGAAGGCAUUCUCAAGCAGUUGCGAUCGAUUGUUGAGCAGCGUGGACGCAAGAACACAGACAAGCUCGAGCAGAUCCGCACCAUGGAGAAGCUGUUCGACGUUGCUGUCAACGACUACCAAAGAGUCCGCGUUCUCCUCACCCUGAUCUCCACCCGCUUCGACCUGACAUCCGGUACCGCCAGCCACAUGCACCAGGAGCAGUGGAAGCUGGCCGAUCAAGAGUUCGGCAAGCUUCUCCAGAUUCUCGAAGAUAGCAAUGAAAUCGUUGUUGUGGAGAAUGCUGAGGAGUGGGAGGACGACGAGAAGACACCCACCAUCGAGGACGGCCAGAUUUUCAAGAUCCCCGGCAGCGUUGUCUCUUUUGUCGAGAGGCUCGAUGAUGAACUCACUCGUUCGCUCCAACACAUCGACCCUCACACAGCCGAGUACGUCGAGCGUCUCACAGACGAGAGCGCACUGUACGCUCAGCUUGUGCGCACGAUGAUCUACGUUGAGAGCCUCCAGAAGAAGGAGGGUAUUGAGAUCCCACAAGACUCGGCUAACCGCGUCGUCAUGCGCCGAUUGGAGCAUGUCUACUUCAAGCCCUCAUCUGUUGUUGAGAUCCUCGAGAGCAAGACAUGGGAGGCAAUCCCAUCCCACCUCGAUUCCACAACCUCUCCUCGUUCCAUCGCCAGCGACACAACCUCUAUUGUUCAAACACUUUGCACAUACCUUUUCAAGCACAGUGAGGGCAUUAUCCGCGCGAGAGCAAUGCUCUGCCAGAUCUACUUCUUGGCUCUGCAUGACCAGUAUUACAAGGCUCGCGACAUGAUGCUCAUGUCCCAUUUGCAGGAGACGAUUAGCAACUUCGAUGUCAACACUCAGAUUCUGUUCAACCGCUCGCUCGUACAAGUCGGUCUCUGUGCGUUCCGUGCCGGCCUUGUCUACGAGGCACAGACUUCGCUUCAGGAGAUCUGCGGCAGCAACAGGCAGAAGGAGCUUCUCGCACAGGGUCUGCAAAUGCAGCGUUACUCGCAGAUCUCGCCCGAGCAGGAACGUCUCGAGCGCCAGCGACAGCUCCCCUUCCACCUUCACAUCAACCUCGAGCUGCUCGAGUGCGUCUACUUGACCUGCUCCAUGUUGCUCGAGAUCCCUCUCCUCGCACAGCUUGGCUCCUCGCCUGACCUCAGGAAGCGCGUCAUCAGCAAGACCUACCGCCGCCUCUUAGAAUACCAUGAACGCCAGAUCUUCACUGGUCCUCCGGAGAACACUCGCGACCACGUUAUGCAGGCCUCCAAGGCUCUGUCGGCCGGCGAGUGGAAGAAGGCCGCUGAGUUCAUCAACAGCAUCAAGAUCUGGGAACUCAUGGCCAACUCGGAGCAGAUCAAGGACAUGCUCUCCGCCCAGAUCCAGGAGGAGGGUCUGAGGACUUACCUUUUCACAUACGCGCCCUACUACGAUACACUCGCUGUCUCCACGCUGGCCGAUAUGUUUGAGUUGAGCGAACGCAAGAUUAGCGCAGUCGUCAGCAAAAUGAUCUCGCACGAGGAACUCGGUGCUGCUCUUGACCAGGUCAACAGCGCCGUGAUCUUCCGCAAGGGUGUCGAGCUGUCUCGUCUCCAGACACUGGCCCUCAGCCUCUCGGAUAAGGCAUCUGGCCUCAUCGAGUCGAACGAGAAGACACUCGAACAGAGAACACAAGGCACAGCCCAUGCCUUCGAGCGACAAGGCGGACGCGGCGGUCGUGGAGGCCGUGGUGGAGGCCGUGGCGGCCGUGGAGGCGGCGGCGGGCCGAGGGGAGGCAGGAAUCAGCAGUUCACGGGCGGUGCUUUGGGACGCGCCAUCCAGGCUUAAACGGUGGCCGACAAUGCUAUUUAGGUUUUCAUGGGCGGCGUUUGAUCGGGUGUCGCUUUUUUGGCAUGGCAUCCCGUGGUAAUGCAAUGGCAUGAUGAUUCGAUAUGAGCUGGGGACUGUGGCGAGGAUCUGUUAGUGCAUACCAAGUAGAUUACGAAUUACAUCGGGAAAAGUUCAUCCUA
Molecule: messenger RNA, 2895 nt
Organism: Boeremia exigua
Lineage: Eukaryota; Fungi; Ascomycota; Dothideomycetes; Pleosporales; Didymellaceae
Product: eukaryotic translation initiation factor-like protein 3 subunit 8
Exons: 4
Coding region: 149-2713 (854 amino acids)
Biological process (GO): translational initiation
Cellular component (GO): eukaryotic translation initiation factor 3 complex
Molecular function (GO): translation initiation factor binding; RNA binding; translation initiation factor activity
Source: RefSeq, a predicted model, not a curated record